Molecule: messenger RNA, 1059 nt
Organism: Aspergillus costaricaensis CBS 115574
Lineage: Eukaryota; Fungi; Ascomycota; Eurotiomycetes; Eurotiales; Aspergillaceae
Product: AAA-type ATPase Bcs1
Exons: 1
Coding region: 1-1059 (352 amino acids)
Biological process (GO): mitochondrial respiratory chain complex III assembly; protein insertion into mitochondrial inner membrane from matrix
Cellular component (GO): mitochondrial inner membrane
Molecular function (GO): ATP hydrolysis activity; ATP binding
Source: RefSeq, a predicted model, not a curated record
AUGCACAGGGAAGACAAUACCCACUUGACCCUUCAAUGUCUCAGCCUAUCCCUCUCACCACUCAAAUCCUUCCUAGAAGAAGUCCGUGCCUAUUCUUGCAAGGCAUCCGAAUCCACCAUCUCAAUUUACCGCCCCCAACCCUUCUAUCGGGAUAUCCGCUGGAUGCCCAUCGCGACUCGCCCACUCCGAGAUAUCUCCACCAUCAUCCUGAACGAGAACAAGAAACAAAGGAUCCUCCAGGAUAUAUCCGAAUACCUACACCCCAAAACCAGACAAUGGUACGCCAGUCACGGUAUCCCUUAUCGACGCGGAUACCUCUUUUCCGGACCUCCAGGCACAGGUAAGACCAGCCUUGCGUCCGCCCUCGCCGGAGUCUUCGGUCUAGACAUCUACGUCCUAAGCUUGCGAGAUCCAACGAUGGAGGAGCCAGAAUUUAUCCGCAUGUUUUCGGCUGUCCCGAGGCAGUGUGUCGUGUUGUUGGAAGAUGUUGACGCCGCAGGACUGAACAGAAAUGAACCCAUGGUCCCUACUACCACCAACACAAGUGAUAGUACCUACCUUAAUAAUACCCCAAAAACACUAGGACAACCGAAAGCCCCAGAACCUGUUCCAUAUACGGCAAACGCGUCCGCAAUCUCCCUAUCUGGUUUACUCAACGCAAUCGACGGCAUCUCUUCCCACGAGGGCCGCAUUCUGAUCAUGACAACCAACGCGCCGCAGCAACUAGACCGCGCAUUGAUCCGCCCGGGACGCGUGGACUUGCAUAUACGAUUCGAGCUUCCGUCUCGUGAGGAUCUGAAGAAUUUGUUCUUAAGUUUAUACAGUUGUGACCGUCAGGGUGAUCAAGAAAAGCCAGAGUUCGAGAAUGAGAAAGAAAAAUUGGAAGCCCUUGCGGAGCAGUUUUCGAAAAGUCUGCCUGAGGGUCGGUUCAGUAUUGCUGAUGUUCAGGGGUUUCUGUUGCAGUAUAAACGGGAGCCUAAAAAGGCGUGUGAGAACGUUGUUGGUUGGGUUGAGGAAGAAGUGGGUGUCGAGGGUGAACGAACUACUAAUACUGAGUAG